AUCGAUCUCCAGUCUCCAGUACUUCCCUUGUUCAAAGGCGUUGUAGGCUGAUUGACGUCUCUAAAUUGCUUGUGUGUGUCUAGUGUGUCUGUGAUUGUGCCCUCCAAUGGGUUGGCACUCUGUCGAGAACGUCCACUGCCUUGUGCCCUGAGCCCCUGGGAUAGACUCCAGGCUCCCUGCAAUCCUGUGUAGGAUAAGCAGUAUAGAAAAUGGAUGGAUAAAUAGACAAACAAACAGAUAAACAAAGAAAAAAAAAAUCAAACCAUCUGUUCCUCUUCCUGGGUUUCAGUCCAUUACACAUUUGAGAAUUUAUCUAGAUAUUGCCCAUUGUUUUCCAAUGAGGUUAGAACUACUUUGUAUGUUCAUAUAAAUAGCAGUUGCUAUAAAUAUGAUUUUCUGAUACCGUCAGUUAGAAUAAACUUCAGCCCUCCCAACUGUGUUUGAAAAACUGCUAUCACCCAAUCAGGGACCCCCUUUCACUCGAGUGUAUCAAUAUGUCACACGUUUUCUAUACCUCCUUCUUCCUCCACUUUCAAAACUCUCACUCAUGUUUGCAUGACUCAACCACCGAGCUGGUUUCAUCUUUCAGAAUGAUGAGCAAGCUGGACAGAGUGCUGCUGACUCAGAGGAAGUUUAUUUACCACUAUAAGAACGUACGCUGGGCACGUGGGAGAAACGAGACCUACCUCUGUUUUGUGGUUAAGAAACGCAACAGUCCUGAUUCGCUCUCCUUUGACUUCGGACACCUGCGCAAUCGCUCUGGCUGCCACGUGGAGCUUCUCUUCCUGAGCUAUCUUGGGGUACUGUGCCCGGGUUUCUUGGGUUCCGGUGUGGAUGGCAUCAGGGCAGCAUAUGCCAUCACCUGGUUCUGUUCCUGGUCACCCUGUUCAAACUGUGCCCAUCGCCUUUCUCGCUUCAUGUCUCAGAUGCCCAACCUGCGGCUGCGCAUCUUUGUCUCACGCCUCUACUUCUGUGACGAGGAGGACAGUCAAGAGCGAGAGGGACUCCGGUGCUUGCAGAGAGCAGGUGUGCAAGUGUCUGUCAUGACCUACAAAGAUUAUUUCUACUGCUGGCAAACCUUCGUCGCUUGUAGAGAAAGGGGUUUUAAGGCUUGGGACGGCCUUCACCAGAACUCUAUCAGACUGUCCCGGAAACUACAGCGAAUCCUGCAGCCUAGUGAGUCUGAAGACCUGAGAGAUGGCUUUGCUCUGCUGGGCCUCUGACAUGACAUGACAGUUUACACGACAAAUGAUUUAUGGUGCUGUUAAACAAAAUUUCCUGAGACUUGAAUCACUGAAACAUUAAGCAUUUUUGUGUCCUAAAUAGCAUUAUUAAAAAAGGGGGGGCGCUGUGAACGUGCUA
Hemibagrus wyckioides is the source of this 1362-nucleotide messenger RNA. It is a transcript of the gene aicda, whose product is annotated as activation-induced cytidine deaminase. The transcript is spliced from 5 exons. NCBI's taxonomy places the organism in Eukaryota, Metazoa, Chordata, Actinopteri, Siluriformes, Bagridae. The record is from RefSeq and is a predicted model, not a curated record. Gene Ontology annotation, biological process: cytidine to uridine editing. Gene Ontology annotation, cellular component: nucleus; cytoplasm. Bases 495 to 1223 code for a protein of 242 amino acids. Gene Ontology annotation, molecular function: zinc ion binding; cytidine deaminase activity; RNA binding.